CGACGUGACGCCAUAAGGCUCCGCCGCGCUCCUGCGUUUGUGAUUCGGCUGAAGAAAGGACAAAGUGUCCAUACACACAGAAAAACUUCUGGUAGAUCAACUGAGAUCCACGUGACACACUGUUGUAAAGAUGGCGUUUAUUAAAGAAGAGAGUGACGACAUGAAGAUUGAAGAAACAUUCAGAGUCAAACAUGAAGAUACUGAGGAACAAACAGACCUGAUGGCGCUGAAAGAGGAGAGUCAAGAACUGAAUGAAACACAAGAGAAAGAUCAAAAUGAGAAACACUGUAUUUUCAAAAAUGGAGAUGAAUCGAUUAGUUGCUCGCAGACUGACAAGACUUCCUCACCAAAAAAAGCUCAAAAAACACAAAGUACAAACCUUCAUUCCGAGAUGAGAAUUCACACUGGAGAGAGCUCUUUCACCUGCCAACAGUGUGGACAAAUUUUCAAUCGGAAAGGAAGCCUUACAAUCCACAUGAAAUUUCACAUUGAAAAGAAACCGUUAAUAUGCCCUCAUUGUGGAAAGUGUUUUACACAAAAACAACUUCUUAAUGUCCAUAUGAGAAUUCACACUGGAGAAAAACCUUACACCUGCAAACUGUGUGGGAAGAGUUUCACACAGAAAAAUAACCUUAACGUCCACAUAAAAAGACACACUGGAGAGAAACCUUACACCUGCAAACUGUGUGGGAAGAGUUUCUCAUUAAACGGAUAUUUUAAGAUUCACAUGAAAAUUCACGCUGAAAAGAAACCAUUAAUAUGCCCUCAAUGUGGACAGUGUUUUUCACAGAAAAAACUCCUUAAUGCCCACAUGAGAAUUCACACGGGAGAGAAACCUUGCACCUGCAAACUGUGUGGGAGGAGUUUCACACGUAAAGGAAACCUUAAGACUCACAUGAGGAUUCACACUGGAGAAAGACCGUUCGUAUGUGCUCAGUGUGGAAAGAGUUUUACACAGAAAAAACUCCUUAUUGGCCACAUUACUGUUCACACUGGAGAGAAGCCUUUCAUCUGCCCUCAGUGUGGAAAGAGUUUCUCGAUUAAAGGAAACCUACAGGCUCACAUAAGAAGCCAUACUGGAGAGAAUCCAUUCACAUGUGAUCAGUGUGGAAAGAGUUUCAGAUAUAAAGAGAACCUUAAUUAUCACCUGACGAUUCACUCAAGAGAGAACAGUUUUAAAUGUCAACAGUGCGAAAGGAGUUUCACAGACACAAAUCACCUUAAGAAUCAUGUUAAAGUUCACAUUGGAGAAAAGCCUUUCAUGUGCCAUCACUGUGGAAAGAGUUGCUCAAAAGGAGGACACCUCAAGGAUCACUUGAGAACUCACACUGGAGAGAAACCUUUCACCUGUGAACAGUGUGGAAAGAGUUUCACAUUUAAAGGAAACCUAAAGACUCACAUGAGGAUUCACUCUGGAGAGAAGCCUUACAAGUGUCCUCGGUGUGAGAAGUGUUUCACACGUCAAAGCAGCAUGAAACGUCAUUUGCAAACUCAUUCUUCAGAUGGACUCUUUAACUGCGGUUGAAACCACAUACUCUGAAGAAGUACUUAUUUUCAAUACAAGUAUUUAUUUAAUGAGUGCUAAAAUAGUAUGUAGUCUGUUAUGAUGUGAUUGUUAUUUAACACAUGUAGCACUGACCCUUUAACUGUAACACUGAGCGAGGUGACUGAGAUAAACAUGCUGUUCAGUAAAAGCAGGGUCACAGAUACAAAGUAGUUGUGUGAGAGUUAUUUAUUUGCUUUGGAGAAGAAUAAGAGUGAAACAGUCUAUAGCCUAAAUGCGUUAAGUAUGAAUGCAAUCUGCACAUUAUCCAUCGUGUUGACGUUGCUGGGCGAUAAUUCGAUAACGAUAAUUAUCGCGAUGUAAUUUUCCUCGAUAAAACUAUAGAGUUCGAUAAAUGUUCGUUAUCAUUUUUUAUGUGCCAAAAGCGGAACGAAACAGCGCGAUUUGAAUCGCGCCACAAAGACCGUUUAUCCGCUGGGACCAAAGUUCAGCGAUGAACACAAAUGACUGCAUAAUUCAAACUAGUUUAAAGCUGUGUGCAAGUCAGCAGGCUUUUCAAUGUACACAUUGCUAUCAUUUACCAUGGAUUUACUGUAGUAACACUCACUGCACCAGGGGCGUAAUUUUCACUUUUCAAAAUCCUGUUCGUGUCCCCCACUUUCAAAUACGUUUGUUAAAUUAAUGUCUUGUAUUGUAAAAUUCGCGCAACGGUUAAAACGAAACCGAAAGUAAAACGCGCACGCGCAUUCAAAAGCACUUUUUAUACCCCGCGUUUAGAGAGCGGUUCCCCAAUGCGCGUAAAUUAGGCUACAUAACAUACCUAGGCUGUUAUUUGUAUGUAGGUUAGUGUAGUUAUCUAUAGCUCUGUAUCAUGCUUGUAAAAUUUGGUCUCUAUUCGCACUUUGAAUAAUGAGAUAGUAGCCUAGUCUAGGUUGGUUAUGGCUUCACUUAUUGUUUGCCCUUAAAACGACUACUUUUUGUUUAGACUUUUUUUAUUUGUACUGUUUUUAUUUAUAUUUGUAAAAAUCUUCAUUUAGGUCAUAAUUCAUGUACAGUUUUAAGUUCUAAAGAGACUCACAUAAAAGCAUACAGGAGAGAAGCCAGUCAGUUGAGUUUGUAAUAUAUGUAAAUGCAAAAAAUGGGAUUCAAAUCGAAAAUAUUUUUCCCCAUUUUGUGUCCCCACCACUUCUCAAACCAAACACCCUUGCACUGCACCAUGGUAUUGUGACAGCAAUUCACAUUGAAAAUUUUUUACAGGAGUAAUGGUAUGUAAUUAUAAUAAGUAUGUAUUUGUUAUUAAGCUAUAGCAUGUGUGCAUUCAUACCAGUUGUUUUUAGACUACUGUUUUUCAUACAAAUAGGCUACCUAUAAAACCAUGUUGUUUUUACCAUGGUAUUGAGGUACAAUUAUGUGUGGUUUUACCUGUAUUUAUCAUGAUUUAAAAUGUAUGCUUGCUACUAUGGAAGACCAAUGCUUAAUUAAAAAA
Messenger RNA from Labeo rohita (rohu), 2990 nucleotides. RefSeq names its product gastrula zinc finger protein XlCGF57.1. Gene Ontology annotation, molecular function: RNA polymerase II cis-regulatory region sequence-specific DNA binding; DNA-binding transcription factor activity. The record is from RefSeq and is a predicted model, not a curated record. The coding region runs from base 131 to 1525 and encodes 464 amino acids. The transcript has 3 exons. Gene Ontology annotation, biological process: regulation of transcription by RNA polymerase II. NCBI's taxonomy places the organism in Eukaryota, Metazoa, Chordata, Actinopteri, Cypriniformes, Cyprinidae.